CAACGCUACAUCAAUUAAACCUAUGCCAAGUCUUGAUUUUGAUAUGAUGCCAGCUGUAGGCAUAAACAUAAUGGUGACGGGUUUGACCACUCAAACUGUUAAAAAUGUAGGUGACGAAUCUGUUCUUGACUUUCACGUGGAAGAAAAUCUUGGAAAUAGAGAACCAAAGGAUUUUUGGUUAGAGAUGAGACAUAAUUCAAAUAUUAAUUAUUUGGCCAAUAAAAAUAAUUCUAUCAAUCAAACCAUGAGAUCUACGAUGGCAAUUUUAUCAGGCCUACUCUAUUAUCAAGAAUCCAUCAUAGAUACCAGCACAACUGAAGAGUCUAUACCUGGGAAACAUAUCUUGAAAUUAGAUGAUAUAUCACUAAUUUCUAGCAACAGACCUAAUACAUCUGCUCAAUCCAUUAAUCUACCAUAGUUGAACCAAGAGUCAACAAGUUCAAGGAACACACCUCGUACACCAAGAGGAUCUAC
This is a messenger RNA of Rhizophagus irregularis DAOM 181602=DAOM 197198, 474 nucleotides long. Lineage: Eukaryota; Fungi; Glomeromycota; Glomeromycetes; Glomerales; Glomeraceae. The record is from RefSeq and is a predicted model, not a curated record.